Molecule: messenger RNA, 649 nt
Organism: Dryobates pubescens (Downy woodpecker)
Lineage: Eukaryota; Metazoa; Chordata; Aves; Piciformes; Picidae
Product: non-structural maintenance of chromosomes element 3 homolog
Exons: 8
Cellular component (GO): nucleus
Source: RefSeq, a predicted model, not a curated record
CCCCAGGUCUCAGAGCUGGUGCAGUUCCUGCUGGUCAAGGACCAGAAGAAGAUUCCCAUCAAGAGGGCAGACAUCCUGAAGAAUGUGGUCAGGGAGUGCAGAGAACUCUACCCUGAGGUCCUCAGACGGGCAGGGAGGACCCUGCAGGAGGUGUUUGGGCUGCAGCUGGUGGAGCUGGACCCCAGGCAGCACAGCUACAUCCUGACCAGCUGCCUGCCCCCCGACGGGGCUGAGGGGCUCUGGGGGGACCCCCAGAGAGCCAAGCUGGGGCUGCUGAUGGUCAUCCUCAGCUUCAUCUUCAUGAAGGGCAACUCGGCCAAGGACACUGCCCUCUGGGAGUUCCUUCGCCGCCUGCGGCUGUACCCAGGGGAGCACCAUGAGGUCUUUGGGGACCCCAGGAAGGUUGUGGCCGAGGAGUUCGUGAGGCAGAAGUACCUGGAGGUCAGCCCCAUCCCCCUCACCGACCCUCCCGAGAGCAGCUUCCGCUGGGGGCCCAGAGCCGCCCGGGAGACCUCCAAGGGGGCAGUGCUGCGCUUCGUGGCUAAGAUCCAGGGCAAGGACCCCAAGUUCUGGCUCAGCCAAUACAAUGAAGCGGAGGCUGCCCCCCGGGACCCCCAGCACUGAGCCCCAUUUGGGGAGGGGUCUCUUC